This is a messenger RNA of Trifolium pratense (red clover), 3932 nucleotides long. Its product is annotated as LEAF RUST 10 DISEASE-RESISTANCE LOCUS RECEPTOR-LIKE PROTEIN KINASE-like 2.1. The record is from RefSeq and is a predicted model, not a curated record. The transcript is spliced from 8 exons. Gene Ontology annotation, biological process: protein phosphorylation. Gene Ontology annotation, molecular function: protein kinase activity; ATP binding; polysaccharide binding. Bases 1774 to 3213 code for a protein of 479 amino acids. NCBI's taxonomy places the organism in Eukaryota, Viridiplantae, Streptophyta, Magnoliopsida, Fabales, Fabaceae.
AUGUAUCUCAAUAAUCCUUUUGAAAUUGUUUACGGUUCAUGGUUUUGGCCACCCAACUUCAAACUAAUUGACUAGACAAAGUUGAAAGAAGUUUGCUUCCUCUUUUGACCAAUGUUUUAUAACUUAUUCUCGGGAUAAUAGUGACCCUGCCACUUUUCAUGAGUGUGUGACCUAUGUCUCAAACAUUCCUUUUAAAAUAUGUUUACUGUCCAUGGAUUUGACCCCAAAACUUUAAACAAUUGGCCGGACGAAAGUUGAAAGAAGUUUUGGGGCCAUAGUCCAUGGAUUGUAAAUAUAUUUUUGGCUACAUUUUAUGUAGAUGGGUUGUUCUUUGUCCCUUGCAUCGUUUACAUUAGAGAAAACUUUAUUGGAAAAAGGCUUAAUUAACAAGAUAUGAAAUUUCUUUGUAAGUAAUUUGUUACAUAAUGCUAUGAUUGCUGCAUUUCUACAAAAUAACAGUCACUAUUAGUGAUAAUCAUAGAAGUGUAAAGUUUAUAUACUCGACGGUGACGGUAGGCUGAAAGCUUGGUUCUCUUUGAAGGGUUAUGUUGAAAGCUUGGUUUCAACUUCUUGAAAAUCCACAAAUUCAACUUUGAUCAAGCCACACAUUGUUGAUGGUACAUAUCAUGAAAAGGGGCUUAUUUGAGCUACAUUCUCUUCAGUCGUAGUAUUUGUUCUAAUGGUUGUUCAGGUCCUUGGUCCUUUGAUUUAAAAUGGCAAGGAGGUUAUGUUUUGGUUAUUAGCUGGUAUGUCUAUUGAUUAUCAUCCUCCGGUGUGCUUCUUGGAGUUUUCGUUGCUGAUGCUUCGUGUCUGAGAGCCUGCGAUUUUGGGUUCUUGUUUUAGUUUGUGCAGCAGCUUUAUCUACUUACCUUGUGAAUUUAUAUCUUGGACUUCCGUUGUAUCAAUAACUCAUUAACACCUUUCAUGGAAAUCAUCACUAUUUUUAAAUCAUGGUUUUGUGUAGUAUCCAUAAGGAUACCAAAUACUCACAUUUCCAAUCAUGGUUUUUGUGUAGGCCUGAAAUUUGUACACAUUAUUUAAAUAUAAAGAACACAAGUGAUGAUGAUGAUGGACUAGCUCCAUUGGAAGCCAAUACUAAUUAUAGGAUGAGAUCUGUUGAGUUGCAGGAAGAGGAGGAGAAAGAAUAGGGUCCACAUGGAUUCAUGUCACCAUCAAGAUGCAGUUGAAAAUUUCAUGCAUGUGGAUAACAAUAAUCAAAUGGUAGAGGUGAAAGAACAACGUACACUUGAAGUAAAAGAGCAAAGAGAAACUUGAGUUUUCAGGAUCUGAAAGAGUCACAAAGUCUUGUUGAUGGAAAUGGUGAUCCUGUCUUAGUUGCCAUCAAAAGGCUUGAUUAACAAGGUAUGAAAUUUCUUUGUAAGUAAUUUGUUACAUAAUGUCAUGAUUGCUGUAUUUCUACAAAAUAACACUCCCUGCUAAUGAAGAAAAUUGAAUUCUUAUUUUGUAAUUUUACAUGUCAUUCCAUGAAACAUACAACAUACCAAACCGUCACAGAGAAAUCAUACCAAAAGAUUGAUUUAUGAUUUUGGAGAUGACUAGACCAUAACAGUAUAAUACACCGAGAACGUCCAAUAACCGUUUUCCAACAUAGUUUAUGAGCAGUAUAAUCCAGUGGAGGAUUUGGCUACUCUUGAAAAUUCAAGGUCGGAGAAAACCUUUAAACCAACAAGAGGAAUCAAUUUGGAUGAGUUCAUCCAUAGUGUACAUAGUUAGUUUGUUCUAGUAACAGUAGUUUACUGGUAGAGAGAAACUAUGAAAAUCACUAUGGAUAAAUAUUCUUCUUCUCAAACGCGUCUACCUCUUCUUCUACCAUCUUUUCCUUUCACUAUCAACACAUUUCUCUUCCUCUUCCUCUCACUCUUAUUCUUAAUCCAAUUCCAAAAGCACGCCACUACUAAUGCGGUAAUGUACGCAUCUUGUGCACCUUUUGACUGUGGAAAUUUCAGCAAUAUUAGUUAUCCAUUUUGGAGUUUUAACAUUCAACCAAGUUAUUGUGGCCAUCCAAACUUCAAGCUUGAUUGCCAACAUGGCAAUUUAACUAUUGACAUAAAGUCGCAAAAGUUUCACAUCCUUCAAAUAAAUCAAACAUCUCAACUUUUGAGGAUUGCAAGGGACGAUUUAUGGGGUUACGAUUCCAAUGUUGUGCAUUCUUGUCCUAAGCAAUAUAUUGAUGUAAACUUAGAUUUGAAUUUCUUCAAGUACACUGCCAAUAAUGAAAACUAUACUCUAUUGUAUGAAUGUGGUCCUCUUUCACAGUCCUCUACUUUGAGUUCAGAAGUUUUCGAAGUAAUUUCUUGCCUCAUAGAGGGUAAACCUCGUGAUGCAUACCUAGUGUCAAGUGCCAAAUUGGCUGAUUUCAUUGUUAUGAAGUGUAAAAAUAGUAUCACAGUUUCUGGCUUGAAGAAUUCCUUCACAAACGACUCGGAUAUUGUGGUGGAUGUUUUAGAUGAAGGAUUCGAGGUUGGGUGGAGUGGUGUGGGAGAAGACGAAUGUGAUGGUUGCAUUAAAUCUGGUGGGAGAUGUGGAUACAAUACAUCAGAAAAUGCAAUUUUCUGUCUCUCGCCGGAGAAAUCUGUGGCACCAAUAGACGGAGUAACACCAUCAACCGCUGUUGCAGGUAAGCAGUUGAGCAGACAAGGGAAAAUAAAAAUCAUUAUAGGAAGUGCAGGUGCAGUAUUUGUAGCAUUAUCCGUAUGUAUCACAAUCUUUUGCUUCAAAUACAAGUCAACAAAAAAUAACCAAGAGAUCGAAAAAUUCUUAAAAACUCAUGAACCCUUUCCUGUUAGAAGAUACAAAUUCUCACAUAUCAAGAAAAUGACCAACAACUUCAAAGUUGAAUUAGGACAAGGUGGUUAUGGUGCUGUAUACAAAGGAAAGAUACUCGAUGAUCGCCCUGUGGCUGUAAGGAUAUUAAAGUCAUCCAAAAGAAAUGGUGAAGAUUUUAUGAAUGAGGUUUCUAGCAUUACUAAAACCUCUCAUGUUAAUGUUGUCACCCUUCUCAAACCUCAUAAUAUUCUCUUGGAUGAGAACUUUUGUCCAAAGAUAUCAGAUUUUGGGAUGGCAAGACUUUGCCCGAAGAAAGAGAGCAUUAUUUCGAUGUCAGGUGCUAGAGGGACAAUGGGAUAUGUAGCUCCUGAGCUGUGGAAUAGAAAUUUUGGACGAGUUUCACACAAGUCUGAUGUUUAUAGUUAAGGAAUGAUGUUGUUGGAAAUGGUUGGAGGGAGGAAAAACCUUCGUGCUGAUGCAAGUCACACAAGUGAGAUAUACUUUCCUUAUUGGGUGUACUGUGUACAGUAGACUUGAUCUAGGCGGUUAUUUAAGACCGGGCGAAGUCAUUGCCUCAGAAGAAGAUGAGAUCGCAAAGAGAAUGACCGUUGUAGGUUUAUGGUGCAUUCAAACAUUUCCAAAUGAUAGGCCUACAAUGAGUAGAGUGAUUGAAAUGUUAGAAUGCAACAUGAAUUCAUUGGAAAUACCACCAAAACCUGUUCUUUCGUCUCCUACUAGAUCAGUACCAAAAUCUCCAGCUUCAUGAAAUUUUUGGGGUCAACGUAGGUGAUAUGGCUGAAACGAAUGAAAAUAUAUGUAGAAAGAAGGCCUGAAAUUUUCAAACAUGAUAUAAAUGAAAGAACCACCUUCCAACAAGAGAAUGAUAUGGACACAAUUGAUGAUGAUGUAUGUUGUAUUACCUCCAUUGGAAGCCGAUAAUAACAGGACGAUAUAGUUGGUUCCCCAUAGUCCAACCGACACUAUAUAUUUAAAUAGUGUUCUUGCUGUUGUGUAUAAUCCGUAACCAGUUGAUGAUUUAGUGUUAGUUAGAAUCCUUAACCGUGUGUGGUAAGAUAGUUAAAGUAACAAAUGUUAGUUACUUGGCAUGCAAGAUAUUGCUAUAAAUACAUAUUGUAAUCACUCUA